Molecule: messenger RNA, 1905 nt
Organism: Glossina fuscipes
Lineage: Eukaryota; Metazoa; Arthropoda; Insecta; Diptera; Glossinidae
Product: protein pangolin, isoforms A/H/I/S-like
Exons: 10
Coding region: 1040-1849 (269 amino acids)
Biological process (GO): canonical Wnt signaling pathway; regulation of transcription by RNA polymerase II
Cellular component (GO): beta-catenin-TCF complex
Molecular function (GO): DNA-binding transcription factor activity, RNA polymerase II-specific; RNA polymerase II cis-regulatory region sequence-specific DNA binding
Source: RefSeq, a predicted model, not a curated record
GCUGGUGAUUUUCGAGAAAUUCGUUAACACCGCGAAGAAUAACAAAAAACAAUAACAACGAUUACUAUUUUUAAUUAAAUAUUUAUUUAGAAUCUGGAAGCUAGUGGCCAAAUAAAUUGGGAAAGCUAUCAAUAAAAAAGGAAACAAUUGUUGUGAGCGCGGCUAUUUUGGUUGCAUCGUUUGUGUAUGAUAUCAAAAAUCCAAAAGACUAUUUAAUUUGAGCGAAAUCGAAGGAAAAUAUAUGAAAACCUUAAAAACAAGUGAAGUGAUAUAAUUGAAUAUAUAAAAGAAAAAUAAUAAUGCGAAAAAUGAGAAUAAAGUGUAUAAUAAGAAUAAUUGGAAAUCGCCACUCUGGCGAUCCUGUUUUGCCUUUUGAUUUGAAAUGAAAUACCUACGUAGGUAUAAAGUAAACUGUAUAAUUGCCGGCGGUAUGUAGAAUUGGUGGAAUAACACCUCGAAAAUACUAAAUCAUAAUAUCAUAAGUUGCAAUUAGUGUGAAUUUUAAAAUUGUGAUCAAUAUAAAAACAUAAAAUAAAUAAAUGAUUAUAGGUAUAUACAAAUAUACAUAGUUAUAUGAAAGAGAUAAGGAUUGUUUUGACUAGAUCAAGUCCUUGCAAAACCGAAGACGAGAUGCCUGGUUCGGAAUGUUUUAUUUAACACGUAUAAAGCUCAAUUUUUUUGUCCUUAACGAAAACAUUCGUUUAUAAUCUACCUGUAAACAAUUUUCGAUUUAAAAUCUCUGUGAGCACGUUUUUAUAUUUUAUGCAAAAUAAAGUACAAGCUGAACCUCAGCCACAUUUAUUGUAAACAAUAUAAUACAAAAAAAAAGAAUGAGUAGAAAUAUUUUGACAAAAAAAAAUUAUAUAAGCGGUUACAUAAAUAUAUGCAAAUGCAUCUAAGAAAACAUCUAAAAUUAAACGCAAUAAUUCUGACGUCUAAUCAUCACAACAAAAUUUUUUAUUCGUUUAAAAUCAUUUAAAAAUAAAAAAAUAAUUUAAUCAUACAUUCUAAAAUCGAGCGAGCCGGGCACGAUUUCAAAAUGCCACAUUCAAGUCAUACGCGGCAUAGUGGCUCGUCCGGUGAUGAUUUGGGUAGCACUGAUGAAGUCAAAGUCUUCAAAGACGAGGGAGAAGAUGAGAAAAUAUCAGAAAAUCUUUUAAAAGAAGAUAAAUCUUCGCUGAUAGAUUUGACCGAGAGUGAGGAGAAAAGUGGCCGCGUGACCCGUUCUGAACAUAGUCCUGUAUUUAGUAAAAUCGAACCACAUCCGACAAGUUUUAAUAUGGGAUACCUUGUUUCACCAUACUCAUAUUCAAACGGUAGUGCGGGAAGUCUUGGGAUGGCUAAUAAAAUCGGCUUACCGCCAUUCUUCUGUCACAACGGCGAUCAUUUAGCAAAUCCUCCACCUGCGCAUUGUGGUAUAGCUCCUUACCAAUUGGACCCCAAAGCAAUGGGUUUAUAUACGUUCCCCUCAACGCAGUACCCAUACCCUAUGAUUAGCCCGGAAAUGUCUCAAGUGGCGUCAUGGCAUACACCGUCUGUAUAUUCAGCAGCUUCCAGUUUCAGAGGACCAUAUCCUUCAUCAAUACCAAUGAAUACCACAUUAUCAAGUGAUUUUCCAUUCCGAUUCUCUCCAAGUCUGCUCCCAUCUGUACACACCUCGCCGCACCAUGUGCUUAACACGCAUCCCGCUAUAGUUACAACAGCCAAGCAGGAUUGCAAUAAUCAAGAAUCAUCUUCAACGAAUCAUCGCUUUUCGAGCCAUUGGACAUUCUUGAAAUUAGAAUCCAUCAAAAAGUUAACAGUUUUUGGUAAUUGCUGGCCGGCUAAAGAACUUCAUUAUUUAGCCUAGAAUUGCAAACAGAUACAUGCCUAGAUAUUGCAAGAGACAUAAAAUAUGCAUGCAGG